This is a messenger RNA of Lampris incognitus (smalleye Pacific opah), 4981 nucleotides long. RefSeq names its product ATP-binding cassette, sub-family C (CFTR/MRP), member 2 (gene abcc2). Gene Ontology annotation, biological process: transmembrane transport. The transcript is spliced from 32 exons. Bases 110 to 4810 code for a protein of 1566 amino acids. Lineage: Eukaryota; Metazoa; Chordata; Actinopteri; Lampriformes; Lampridae. Gene Ontology annotation, molecular function: ABC-type transporter activity; ATP hydrolysis activity; ATP binding. The record is from RefSeq and is a predicted model, not a curated record. Gene Ontology annotation, cellular component: apical plasma membrane.
UUGGAGUCCUGUCCCCUGGUUGGAGUCCUGUCCCUGGUUGGAGUCCCGUCCCUAGUUGGAGUCCUGAUCGUAGCUGGGCUUUGCUGGAGGUGCUGUCCGGCCGGGGAGCAUGCCUGCCGCGGCGCUGCAGGAGUUCUGUGGUUCAGCCUUCUGGAAUGCGUCAUCUCUGGACAGACCGGACCCUGACCUGCCAGUGUGUUUCGAGCAGACAGUCUUGGUGUGGAUCCCACUGGGUUUCCUGUGGCUCUGUGGUCCCUGGCACCUGGUAGCUCUCUUCAAGAAUGGCGUUAAAUCAAAACAUCUGUCCAAGCUCUACCUCUGCAAGCAGCUUGUGGUAGGUCUGUUGUUUCUGACAGCCAUAGCGGGACUGGCGUUGACAGUAGGAGAGGAUUAUGGUCCAGAGAGAGACAAAAAUACAACAGAUGGAAACCCCGGGGUAUUCUAUGCAAAUCCUGUCCUAUAUGCUGUGUCAUGGGUCCUGCUCCUGCUGUGCCAAGAAGGAGUGAGGCGGAAGGAGGAAGCAGUGGAUUCUGCCACCCUCUUCAUCUUCUGGGUGCUUCUGGUUGUGUGUGACGUCUUUCCCUUCCAGACCCUUCUACGGGAGGCCCUCAGACAGGGAAGCGUGCAGGAUCUCCCUCGUUUCUGCCUUUUUUACAUUGCCUUUGGGCUAGAGGUGAUUUCGCUCAUCUUGUCUAAUGUGGCAGAUGUCCCUCCGGAGGCUGAAGAACGUGUUAAGAAGAAUCCAGAGAAAGGGGCCGCAUUUCUAAGCCGAAUAACUUUCAACUGGUUCAACAGCAUGAUUGUGAAUGGAUACAAGCGACCUCUGGUCCAGGAGGACCUGUGGGAGCUGAACGAGGCAGACACUGCGGACUACAUCUUCCAGAAGUUCCAGAACACAAUGAAGUCAGAGAUGAGGGCGGCCAAGGCCAAGUUCCAAGAGAGACAAAAGAAGAGCGGUGGCAAGCUCAGCGAGAAUGUCCAGGGAGAGGACAGACUUCGUAGCGGGCUACAGAAAGGUGUCAGUCAAGAUGUACUGAUGAUGGAGGAAGUGGGAAAUAAAGGAGACAAGAAGAAGCGGAAGGAGGAAAAGAAGGAAGAGGAGGACUACCCACAGUCGUGGAUUAUUCCCACCAUCUACAAGACAUUCAGAGGAGUGCUGAUCGAGUCAGCCGUCCUCAAACUUCUACAGGACCUGCUGUCUUUUGUCGGACCGCAGGUUCUCAAAAUGAUGAUAUCUUUUGCUCAGGACAAGUCCGUGUACACCUGGAAGGGUUACCUGUAUGCAGUGCUGUUGCUAGUUACUACUGUUCUACAGUCCAUCUUCCUGCAGCAGUAUUUCCAUAGGUGCUUCAUCCUGGGCAUGAAGGUCCGCACUGCAAUCAUGGCUGCUGUGUACAAGAAGGCUCUGGUGGUGUCUAACGACGUCCGUAAAGGAUCGACAGUGGGGGAGACGGUAAAUCUGAUGUCAGUGGACGCCCAGCGUUUCAACGAUGUGACCAAUUUCAUACACCUGUUGUGGUCCUGCCCGGUCCAGAUCGGACUCGCAAUCGCCUUCCUGUGGUUUGAGCUGGGGCCUUCUGUGCUGGCUGGUCUGGCAGUCAUAGUCCUGCUGGUGCCAAUCAACGGACUGUUGGCCACCAAAGCCAGAAACAUCCAGAUCGAGAACAUGAAGUUCAAAGAUAACAGGCUGAAAAUCAUGAAUGAAAUACUCAAUGGAAUCAAGAUUCUGAAGCUGUAUGCAUGGGAGCCAUCUUUCCAGGUGCAGGUGGAGGGAAUCAGGAACCAAGAGCUGAAGGUCAUGAGGAAAUUUUCCUACCUCACCGCUGUCUCCACCUUCAUCUUCAGCUGUGCCCCAGCCCUGGUCUCCCUGGUCACCUUCGCCGUGUUCGUGCAAGUGAGCCCAGACAAUGUGCUGAGCCCGGGGACGGCGUUCACCGCCAUCGCUCUCUUCAACAUCCUUCGGUUUCCCCUUGCCAUGCUACCCAUGCUCAUUGCCGCCAUGGUGCAGAUGACGGUAUCCAAGAAGCGCCUGGAGAAGUUUUUGGCGGGUGAUGAUCUGGACAAUGACACCGUGCACCAGGACCCCAGCUUCAGUACUGCUGUGAGUGUGUGUGAAGGAACGUUUGCCUGGGAAAGAGAAGCUGACCCUGUAUUGAAGAAUGUGUCCUUGGACAUCGGACCUGGCCGGCUGGUAGCUGUGGUGGGAGCGGUCGGCUCUGGAAAGUCCUCUCUUAUAUCGGCACUGCUCGGAGAGAUGCACAAUGUCAAAGGUUUCGUCAACGUGCAGGGUUCAGUCGCCUAUGUGCCCCAGCAGGCCUGGAUCCAAAAUGCCACCCUGAGGGACAACAUUGUGUUUGGUUCCCGCGUUGAUGACGAGUGGUUCCAGAAGGUGGUGCAGGCUUGUGCCCUUGCCCCUGACCUGGAGCUGCUGCCAGGCAGAGAUCUCACCGAGAUCGGCGAGAAGGGUAUAAACCUGUCAGGGGGGCAGAAGCAGCGCGUGAGCUUGGCCAGGGCGGUGUACAACCAGUCGGAUAUUUAUCUCCUGGAUGACCCUCUGUCUGCUGUUGACGCCCAUGUGGGGAAACACCUCUUCAGUCAGGUGAUUGGACCCAAUGGACUCCUCAAAGACAAGACACGGAUCCUGGUGACUCAUGGAGUGAGUUUCCUACCCUAUGUGGAUGAGAUAGUGGUCCUUUCGGAUGGGGUGGUGUCUGAGGUGGGAUCCUACCACAACCUACGCACGAGCAAUGGGGCAUUCUCUGAGUUUUUAGAAACAUAUGCCAAACAGGAAGGAAAUGGGACCCCGAAAGAUUCAGGCCCUGGCCCAGACGACGAGGAAGUGGAGUUCUUCCCUGAUGGAGAGGACGUUCAGGCUGACUCUCCAGCGGAGGAUGUGGUGUCUGUCACAUUAAAGAGAGAGAGCAGCAUCCGCCGCAGCCAGCGGGUCGGCAGUUUCAGACUAAAAAGGAACAAUUCUGUGAAAGCAGCGGACCACGCGACAGAUUUAAAGAGGGGGCAGAGGCUGAUAGAGAAGGAAACCAUGGAGACAGGGCAGGUGAAGUGGUCUGUGUACCUGCAGUACCUGCGUGCUAUGGGUUGGGGAUACUCUGCUGUAGUAUUCCUGGCUUACUUGAUGCAGAACGUUGCAUUCAUUGGCCAGAGCCUUUGGCUGAGUGACUGGACCAACGAUGCGGUGCGGUACAACAGCUCCAACUACACCGGCUGGGAUGAGGACACCAGGGUCGGGGUGUUCGGAGCUCUCGGGGUGGCUCAGGGAGUUUUGGUAUUCCUCGCCACACUGCUGCUAGCCAACGGGUCAAUCUCUGCAUCACGUAUCCUGCACUCGAGGCUGCUUGACAACAUCCUGCGAGUUCCCAUGGUCUUCUUUGACACGACGCCCCUUGGGAGGGUGGUCAACCGCUUUGCAAAGGACAUAUUCACAGUGGACGAAGCCAUUCCAACGUCCUUGCGCUCCUGGAUCCUUUGUCUGCUCGGCGUGUUGGGGACGCUGUUCGUCAUCAGUCUGGCCACGCCCAUCUUCGUCGUCAUAAUUGUCCCUCUGGGCGUCGUCUACUACUUUGUGCAGCGUUUCUAUGUGGCCACCUCCAGGCAACUACGUCGGCUGGACUCGGUGUCUCGCUCCCCCAUCUACUCCCACUUUGGGGAGACCGUGUCUGGUCUGUCGGUCAUCAGAGCCUAUGGACACCAGGAACGGUUCCUCAAACACAAUGAAUACACCAUCGACGAAAACCUCAAAACGGUCUACCCAUGGAUCGUCUCGAACAGAUGGCUGGCCAUUCGUCUUGAGUUCCUGGGAACCCUGGUGGUGUUCUUUGCUGCUCUGCUUGCCGUCAUCUCCAGACAGGCAUUGGACAGUGGCCUGGUUGGCCUGUCCAUUUCCUAUGCCCUCAAUGUAACCCAGACCCUCAACUGGUUGGUGAGGACAUCCUCAGAGUUGGAGACCAACAUUGUGGCUGUGGAGAGAGUCAGUGAGUACUCAGAGAUUGAGAAUGAGGCCAAGUGGGUGACUGACACUCGUCCUCCAGAGAAGUGGCCCGAGGCAGGAAGGCUGCGUUUUGAAGACUACAAAGUCCGCUACAGGCCUGAAUUAGACCUGGUGCUGCGUGGCAUCUCCUGUGACAUAGACAUCGCUGAGAAGAUCGGUAUCGUGGGCCGUACCGGAGCGGGGAAGUCGAGCCUGACUAACUGCCUCUUUAGGAUCAUUGAGGCUUCAAACGGACGCAUCCUGAUUGACGGGAUAGAUAUUUCCACAAUAGGCCUGCAUGACCUAAGAAGCAGACUCACUAUCAUACCACAGGAUCCGGUGCUCUUCUCUGGGACACUGAGGAUGAAUCUGGAUCCUUUCGAGACCUUCAGCGAUGAGGACAUCUGGCAAGUGCUGGAGCUGUCCCACCUAAAGGAGCACGUGACGAGUUUAAGGGAAGGUCUGCAGCAUGACGUAGCAGAGGGAGGAGAGAACCUGAGCGUUGGACAGAGGCAGCUGCUGUGUCUGGCCCGGGCUCUGCUGAGGAGGUCUCGUGUCCUGAUCCUGGAUGAGGCCACCGCAGCCGUGGACCUGGAAACGGACGACCUCAUCCAGAGGACCAUCCGCCAAGAGUUCGCCCACUGCACCGUCCUCACCAUCGCCCACCGCCUGCACAGCAUCAUGGACUGCUCCCGGGUCAUGGUCCUGAGGGACGGAGAGAUCGUGGAAUUUGACUCGCCCGGCAACUUGUUUGAAAAACAAGGCCACUUCUACGCCAUGGCAAAGGACGCCGGAAUAACAGGCCUGGACAUCACGGCUCUCUAACCUAAGAGUGCAUCGUCUCCACCGUGGCGUUUGUGUGUCUUGGUCGCUUGUUUGUAGGUAGAAUGAACGUGUUUAUGAUCGGGUAUGUUUUGCAGGAGCAGUUGGCCGGCGUGUAGGAACAUGAUUUGUAACGCGGCAUCGUUUUGUAUAUAAAUAAACACUCUUUUACAC